Molecule: messenger RNA, 1622 nt
Organism: Aphanomyces astaci
Lineage: Eukaryota; Oomycota; Saprolegniomycetes; Saprolegniales; Verrucalvaceae
Exons: 7
Coding region: 11-1378 (455 amino acids)
Cellular component (GO): nucleus
Source: RefSeq, a predicted model, not a curated record
CCAAAAUGAAAUGGUGAGGACUUGGAGUUUGUUCUGCUGGUGCAGCAUGCGUGAGAUCUUCGACACCUUCCUCACCGACCCUGUCCUGCUGAGCGAAGAUGUGUUUGCCCUGUGGCUGGAAGGGCAGAACACAUCCAGCGCGUUGGACAUCCGCUUCCGGUCGUACGCCCACCCUCCUCCGAUGUCGUCGACGCUGGACUUUAGCGAUGGCACCAACGAAGUCGACCAGCUGCGCGACUUGAUUUGGCGGGACACCGUGGACCAGUACCGUCUGUUUGAGAAGCUCGAGACGUACCUGAUGCAGCCAUUGCUGCUGCGAACGCAACUUCUCUUCCAGAUCCCCCCGUGGCAGCAGCAAGACAUGACCGAAAAGUACUACAUGUUGGACGGCGCAGUGGUGCGGCGGCUGUUGGGCAAGAAGCUCACGUCCCGCGCACAGAAAGACUUGGACGAAGUGAGCGAGCAUUCCCUCCGCACGUUGAAAAACUGCCGCCGCCAAUUUGAAAACUUGCGGCGCAUCUACACGUUCUUGGAAGAGAAAAACAACUUUCAAGGCCCGCUGACGCGCCUCAUCAUGGACCAGUUUUUGAUUUCCGAGAAAUUGGCCGCCAAGUAUGCUUGCGUCGUGUUCUUAAUCCAUGGGCGGUUCGAAGUGCACCCGUCGCACAAGGUCGUGGGCUUCUUGACAUGGAACGACCUGCAGUUCUUCGCGGCGCUCCUCAUGGGCCACUGGGUCGCGCCCUCCAUCAAGCGACACCACUCCAAGCUCCAAGCCAAGGCGGCGGCGUCCGUGCUCACGGAGAGCUCGUCCCUGCUGUGCCUGCGCCGCCGACCCGACGCAGCGGCUUCGGCAACCAAUGAUUUGGAUCCGUGGCCAUCGGUAGCCGUCCUCGAAGCCCGCGUCACCCCCCUAAGUGCCCGCGCAUGCGUCGGCGUCGACUUGAACCAGCGCAUGACCAAUUCACUGCGAGAUCUCAAAGCGCACUUUUUGAACGACGUUGAAACGUUGACAGAGUACCGCAACAUGGUCAUGUCGGUGUUGCAAGUGUCGUUACAAGGCGAUCAACUGGAGCACUUGGGGUUGAAGAUGCUCGUCAUCGUGCGAGGGCUGUUGUCGAUUGGAGCGGGAUUGUCCCAGCCCAAGGAGCUCAAAGAUUUGAUCGAAGACCUCGUGGACGCAGCUGGGAUCGUGUUCAAAGACUCGAAAUUGCGUCUCACAGACAUUGACGUGAUUUUUUCCGCCCUGAUCGAUUCGCUGGGGGCAGUGGACGUGUGGUAUUUAAACGCUGACGACACGCGACAGCUGUUGCUCGCGAGCUGGGAGUUGUUUUUGAGCGUCUGCCGUGCCAUCCUCAUUACCAUUUACGACCGCAUCUAGUAUUACUACUAGUACUACUACUGCUACGACGGGCUGUUCCAAGGCUUGGCGACCACUGCUUGCUGUGACGCCGCCGCCGUGGCAGCGCUCAAGAUCUUGUCCGUGUCACUCGACAGUUUGUCUUCGAUCUCGCGGAUGCCUGGAACCCUACGAAAUCAAUAAUAUAUCCGAAAUAUCAUGCCAUGGACAAAAAAUAACAUAUAAAAAAAUAUCUCGCCUUACGUGUCUCCGUUUUGGACCAUCU